Molecule: messenger RNA, 1958 nt
Organism: Bombyx mandarina (wild silkworm)
Lineage: Eukaryota; Metazoa; Arthropoda; Insecta; Lepidoptera; Bombycidae
Product: transcription factor E2F7
Biological process (GO): regulation of transcription by RNA polymerase II
Cellular component (GO): RNA polymerase II transcription regulator complex
Molecular function (GO): RNA polymerase II cis-regulatory region sequence-specific DNA binding; DNA-binding transcription factor activity, RNA polymerase II-specific
Source: RefSeq, a predicted model, not a curated record
UCCUCUUUUAGUCGAUUGGUUUCAGUUAUAUUGCUAGACAUAGAUUAUACAUGAUUGCUAGAUUUAAAAAAGAAUUUUCAGAUUUACAGCUUGGUACAUUACUAUUCCAGUUCGAGCCUCGCGCGCAAAUUCUUCUGUCAAAGUUGUAAUAAGUUGUUUAUGUGAGGUUACAUGGUCGCAAAAUUUACAUUUACAUUUUUUCCUGAAAUAAUAAUGAAGACAAGUUCUAAAGAUCAAACUUAAAUAUAACUACUCCGGUGUCACUAGCCUUCUAGUUUUCGCUGUGUCUGUCAAAAAGUACGCGAAUAUUUCAUAGCUGUGGAUUUAUGCAUAAUGUUAUCACACGAUGUAUGAAGAUGAUAACAUCACUUGUACCCCAAAGCGUUUUGUGCUCACUGAAGUUACGAAUUCAUCGAGUUAUGUAUCGCCGACAGCAAAUCUCAAAUUACUAACAAAUGUCGCGUUACAAUAUCCUACACCGCCGCCCAGUGCUGUGCAACGCAAAGAGAAAUCACUUCAAAUAUUGUGUGACAGAUUCUUACAGCUCUAUCCACUCAAAGGUAAUGGAACGGUGGAAAUUCAGUUGGACAGUACUGCAGCCAGGUUAGGUGUCGAGAAGCGACGUAUAUACGACAUCAUUAACAUCUUAGAAGCCAUGCAAUGUGCUGUUCAUAAAAGGAAGAAUACAUAUUUGUGGCAUGGGGGAUCAAGAUUAAAUUCCUUCUUGAAAAUGUUAAAAAAACAAGGGGAGAGCAUGAGACUGUCGGAGGCCCUCAGAGGUAAAGCACCAAAGCCUCCAGCGCCUAGACAUAAAACAUUAGGGGUCCUGGCUCAAAGAUUCCUAAUGUUGUUCUUAGUAGAACCUCUAAAUACAUUAAUCAAUUUAGAAAUGGCUGUGAGGGUACUUAUUGACACAUCUAACAAGAACAAGACAAAUCUCUCCCUGGAACAACAGGAUCGGCAACAUAAGUCUAAAGUGAGGAGAUUGUAUGAUAUUGCCAAUGUAUUGAUAUCCAUUGGUCUUAUAGAAAAAGUAUCCGGAAAUUUAAUAUUAAAGAAACCUGUAUUUAAAUAUGUGGGGCCUUGCAAAAUGAAAAAAUGUGAAAAAACAAUGUUAACAACCCCAUCGCCUAUUACCCCUGUAACUGUAUUGGAAAGCCAGUCUAAGACACCGACAUUGCAAGUAUUCGCAGGAAAAUCUAAACGGAAAUUAGAGUUCACUACUCCAAGUUCGACCAAAGAAAUGAAACUUGGUAUCACAACCCCACCUCACACUCCGUCACACAAAUGGGAUGAAAUCCUGCUCGUAGCUGACAUGGAACUGACUAGAAUUAACAAUGGAGCUGUUUUGUGAUUAUUAAUUUACUGAAAACCAAGAUUUUUCUAAAUGUGUUAGAGAAGGUUGCCAAUUUUUAAAAUUUAAGAAAGUGUCCCCUGUGCCUUAUAUUUGAAUGCUGUUGUGCUAUACAUAUUGUCUUCCAAGGGGAUAAUUAUAUAUUAUGAAAAGAAUAAGAAUUUAACAUGUUCCUAUAUUGAAAUUUUAUUCACUUGUUUUAUGAAAUAGGUAUAUCUUGUCACAGACAAAAUGGUGCAAUAGUCGUUGCAUAUGUAGAAAGUAAAACUGUAAUUAUGUAUUAUGCUUGUGUAUAAAAUUGACCAAUAUAAUAGAAUGAUGGCAUAAUUUAUAUAAAAUUAUAUGUUUAUUUUAAUUUACGAUCAACACUAUGGAUAUAGUAAUGAUCACAAGAUUAUUAUACAACUACAGAAAUAUAUUUUUAAUGACAUAAAAAUUUAAAAUCAAUUUGGAAUUAUAGCUAUUGCAUUACUAUACUAUCACAAAAGAUUAAAGAAUGAGAGAUAUUAAAUUAUAAUUAUUUUUUUAAUUAAGGGUUUAUUUAAAUUAUUGCCUAUGACGAAAUGAUCAGGAAAGAAAUCAUAAAAAUUUACAGAAAUAUAUA